CUGUAAUCUGAGAAGACGCCUUUUUUCCUGGGAAAUAAUAAGGCAGGACGUCUAUUGUGAGCUCAGUUAUAGGAUGUGUAGCUGACUAAGGUCCUUACACCCAAAGACAACUGGAGGUCUGACCAUCACUAGAAGCAUUUGGAGCCGCUUGAUCACAUCCCAGUUGUCAGAGGGGCUGACUGCUUCCAUGGUUGAGAAUCUUGUACUUUCGGGAUGACGUUCUGCACAUUGUCUAACCUAAGGACAGUAGCAGGAGUCUGUGUAUUCCUGGCAGUAUGUGUUACAAUUGCUGCACUUUGUCUGACUUUGGGGAAGUCACCCAUAAAAGAUUCAAAGGCUACAUUCAACACCGGAGGAGACAUGUUGGACUUUCUCCAGGAACAGGGGGACAUCACAGCUAAGGACGGACUGCUAGUCACCUGGUAUCAUGCAGCCAAUAGCAAGAACCAGAUGCAAGAAGCGCUAAACAGUGACAUCAUGGUUCUGGAAGCAGACGUCAAUGUGGAGGGACUCGGAACAGCCAAUCAGACCAAUAUUCCUAUCAUGGCACACCCCCCAGAUAUAUAUAGUGACAACACCCUAGAGGAAUGGCUGAAUUCUGUGCUUCAGUCCACAAAAGGCAUCAAGCUGGACUUUAAGAGUAUCCAGGUUGUCAGCCCAUCACUUGAUUUACUGUCCGCAAAGUCUUCCCAGAUACCCAUUGAUCGCCCUGUAUGGCUAAACGCAGACAUCGUGAGUGGGCCCAAUGUCAACCAUGAAAUCGGGGUGAAUGCAACCCAGUUUCUACAGUUAGUCCAAGAGAAGUUCCCAGAUGUCACCAUUUCCCCAGGCUGGGUAACAUUGUACUUGCCACCCAUCAUCUCAAACAGAACUUACACAAAGGAAAUGAUAGAGACAAUGUACAGCCUCGUGAAAGACCUGCCCCAGAGGAUAACUUUCCCGGUUCGUGCUGUGUUGGCUCGCACCGCUUGGACGCACUUCCACUGGCUCCUGAAGCAGUCAAACCGGUACAGCCUGACUUUAUGGCAGGGGACUACAGACCCGCUUGCCCUGGACGACCUUUUGUUCAUCCGAGAUAACAGUGAUCCGCAGGAGAUCUAUUAUGACAUUUAUGAUCCCUUGUUAUCAGACUUCAAACAAAUAGCCUUGAAUCCAAACAGGAAGAAACUGUUCUAUUCUGGGGGCAGCCUCCGGAUGUACUUUCACCCAGAUGAUGAUGAUGGAAUUAUGCUGAAAUGGUUUGAUCCAGAGGCCGACAUCCCCACCGUACAGAGUCUUCUGCAAAGCAGUUUUGGAAUGCUCACUUUCCAAGUAGAACUCCAAUCUAUCAACAUGUUUCCUGUCCCAAUGGUGAUCUUUGCAAAGUCAACAGCUAGGUUUCCACUGGAAGACUGUCUGAAGUUGGUUUCUAACAGUGUUAACCCAUGGGGGGUUUUCCUUAAACUAAAAGAUCCUGCUUCUCUCAAUGAGACGCUCUACGUCCUGAAGAGGCUGAAUGAUCAGAAAUCUCUGUAUUUUCCAGUAUGGAUCAGCAUGGACGUGUCAUAUGGGAGCUUCAGUACCUUUGGGUAUAUUCCAGGUGAAGAUUUCAUCAGUAGCAUCAAUGCCAUCUACCCUGCAGUUACACUUGCCCCCAGAUGGCCUGUAGAACAGCUGGAGAAAGGCUAUACAGAGCCUAUGGUGAAGGAUAUGCUUGAACUCUUCCAGGGAGCCCAGCAGGAAGUCUCAUUCCAGCUCCAGGCAGUUGCCUUGGGUAGGGCUUGGCUGAGCACACAGAGUCUAAUGAAGGCUUCACCUAUGUACACGUUGACUGUGGAGCACACCACUGAGGACGGACCAUUCUUAAAUGGGUACCAUGGACUGAUGACCAUAAGAACACACACAAAAAAUGGGGUCUACUACAAACUACCACCAGAUUAUCGAUAUUCCUUCAUGACGAGCAUCUACAGCUCUUAGAUAAAGACCACAGAAUUCCUGCGCCGGAUGCAAAUAAUUGUGGGAGCAAUUGGAAUCCUAUAGACUUUCUUUCUUAAUUACCUCAUGAAAGAUUUCCAAAAUCUUGUAGUUGAAUACACUUUGUUUCAGAAAUCCUGUUUUUACCUUGUAGGGAGAUAGCAUCAUGUCACGGAAACAGGUUUGGGUUUGGUGCAUUGCCUUUGAUGAUUUCAGGACAGACGUUCAAGAUGAGCAGCAAUCUGGCCAGCCAAGCAUGUCUACCACAUGCAGUGCCUCAAACUCAAACCUGCUUCCAUCACAUGAUGUUAUCACCGUACACCUCGACAAGUUGGUGAUGAAUUUCAGCUGCUGAUGUGACCAUUAGAUGCAGAAAUCACACUACACACCUCAAUGUUUGACCAUGUUCUACCAGCCCCGCCAUCUUACAGUUGAUGUUGGGUCAGUAUGACGGAUAUGAGGCACAGUCUUAUGGCCUUGAGGGGAAGCAGUGGCCUACCUGCUCUGGCCUGGUGUGAAAUUAGAAUGACAGAGACAUUACACAUGUGAGAGGUCUUGUUACCUCACUUAUUUACUACCCUCAUAAAGUAAAAUCUAGAUCGGUCUUAACGUGAUUGGUACCUUAAGAAACUCUAUGCAAUGAAAAUAGUCCAGUGAAUUCUGUAUAGUCUAUUAUGUGACAUGUAGUAUCCUUGUUCUCUGAUUACACAUUACAGAACUACGUACUGUACAUUGGGCCUAACUCAUGUUUUUAAUGCCGGUGUUUUCGCAACAGAGUGAUUCUCAGCAGACUGCAUAUCGUACGGCGCACACGCCAAGGUACCUUGCAAGGAACCGACAUUUUAUACGCAGAAUGAUUGACAGGAAGGAACCAUGGGGGAGGUAUGGGGGGAGUGGAGGCAAAAACGCAAACAUAUCACGGUCAUUUUCAAGGCGUGUAUCUGCCUUCAGCUACAAUUAUGGUGGUCAUUCCGAGUUGAUCGCUAGCUGCACUUCUGCGCAUGCGUAUGCGGCGCAAUGCCAUGCGCAACGUACUUUUACAACGGCCGAUGUAGUUUCACACAGGGUCUAGCGAUGCUUCUCAGUUGCACAGGCAGCCGCAGAGUGAUUGACAUGAAGUGGGCGUUUCUGGGUGUCAACUGACCGUUUUCAGGGAGUGUUCGUAAAAACGCAGGUGUGCCAGGAAAAACGCAGGUGUGGCUGGGCGAACGCAGGGCGUGUUUGUGACGUCAAAACAGGAACUGAACAGUCUGGAGUGAUCGCAAGCGCUGAGUAGGUUUAGAGCUACUCUAAAACUGCACAAAAAAACUUUGCCGCUGCUCUGCGAUCCUUUCGUUCACACUUCUGCUAAGCUAAAAUACACUCUAGCUAAAAACAGCUAGCGAGCGGAAAACUGGAAUGACCACCUAUAUACAUAGAGUAACAUGACACCAGCGUCAGUACUACCAUGGCCUGUCUGCAUAGCCCUAGGAGUUGAUGAUCCUUGUUAUAUCGUCGCGGCUGGGUAUGAAUACGCAAUUGCAGAGGACUAUGCGAUGGCCCUGGUGGGUGUCUAUCUUAUUUCCUGGGCGGCAGCGUCACUUGCGAUGAUUAGCUGUUCCGUAACCUAGAAAAACGCAGCUGCGUAUCCAUUUGUGUACAAACAUAAAUUAGGCCUAUUGUUCCAGCCAUCUCUCACUUGCAUGCUAGAACUUGUAGUUUCAGAAUACCUAAAGAGACACAGAGUACUUUUCAAUGUUUUAUAUUGUACUGUAUAUGUAUAGGAAAAUAUGGAUGCUCUUAUAAUAAUGGAUGGUAAAGAUCUGCUAAAUCAUGAUUAAAUAGUCGUAAUACAAAAAUA
Pseudophryne corroboree (corroboree frog) is the source of this 3793-nucleotide messenger RNA. It is a transcript of the gene FAM151A, whose product is annotated as family with sequence similarity 151 member A. Bases 214 to 1956 code for a protein of 580 amino acids. The record is from RefSeq and is a predicted model, not a curated record. Lineage: Eukaryota; Metazoa; Chordata; Amphibia; Anura; Myobatrachidae. The transcript is spliced from 8 exons.